Molecule: messenger RNA, 928 nt
Organism: Ixodes scapularis (black-legged tick)
Lineage: Eukaryota; Metazoa; Arthropoda; Arachnida; Ixodida; Ixodidae
Product: chymotrypsinogen B
Exons: 6
Coding region: 57-866 (269 amino acids)
Biological process (GO): proteolysis
Molecular function (GO): serine-type endopeptidase activity
Source: RefSeq, a predicted model, not a curated record
GCGUUCGUAUAAAUAAGGGAAGCGUUCGUCUAUGUAGCACCCGUCUUAUCGCCGCUAUGAAAACCUUCGUCUGCGUCGUGCUACUCCUGAACACCCUUGUUUCAGGCCAACAGGGGUGCGGUAGGUCCAAGAUCCUUUCUCAGCUGGAAGAUGGAGACGGUAUUUUCGGCGGUCCGGAAGCAGUUGCUGGAAGCUGGCCCUGGCACGUCGAGUUACACAACGGACAGCAGUCCUGCGCAGGAGCCCUCAUUGAUGACCAACACGUGAUCACCACCGCCACGUGCCUAAGGAAGGCAAAGCCGGGGAUGCUCAGAGUGCAUCUGGGAUCACACACGCGAGAUACCAGGGAGAACACCGAGGUGGCUGCCAAGGUGCUCCACCAUUGUGAAAGCCAAAGCUCGUUCAAGCUAGGCAACGAUUUCGGUAUCCUGAGACUGGAGGCAAAGGUCAACUUCACCGACGUCAUCCGACCCAUCUGCCUCCCAGAGGGAAGCAGCGAGCUUCCAGAUAAGACCAUCCUGUACACGACCGGUUCGGAUCACAAAUCUGCGGGCGGUCUGUGUCAAGCGCGCACUGAAAGCAUCACCAACUUCCGUUGCGGCCGCGACUUCCAGAUAGCGGUGCACAACACCAUUUGUACGACCGCCGACAAGGACCAUUCCUGCAGCAGCGACGAAGGAGGACCUCUGAUGCGAGUGGUGGGCGGCGUCUGGUUCCUCGAGGGAGUCUUCAGCAAUCAGCUGAACAGUCACAGGAAACCUGGGUCGCCAAAGCGCUACACGAAGGUGUCUCGCUACAUCGACUUCGUCGACGGGUACCGCUCUCUCGAGACAAUCGCCGAGCUCAAAAAAUACUGUGACAAUUAGACUGACGAAUGCGCUGAGAUUUGUAGUAAUAAACUUUCUUUUGUUCUUGUGCGGACUCGAUA